This is a messenger RNA of Myotis lucifugus (little brown bat), 3975 nucleotides long. It is a transcript of the gene ATRN, whose product is annotated as attractin. Gene Ontology annotation, molecular function: protein binding. The record is from RefSeq and is a predicted model, not a curated record. Gene Ontology annotation, cellular component: Golgi apparatus. The transcript has 30 exons. NCBI's taxonomy places the organism in Eukaryota, Metazoa, Chordata, Mammalia, Chiroptera, Vespertilionidae. The coding region runs from base 1 to 3975 and encodes 1324 amino acids.
AUGGUCACCUCUGCCACCCUCUUCUGUUGGUUGAGACAGAGGUCGUCCGGAUUCCAAGUGGGCGAGCAGUGCCAGCAUUGCGGGGGCCGCUUCAGAUUAACUGGAUCUUCUGGGUUUGUAACAGAUGGACCUGGAAAUUAUAAAUAUAAAACGAAGUGCACAUGGCUCAUUGAAGGACAGCCAAAUAGAAUAAUGAGACUCCGUUUCAAUCAUUUUGCUACAGAGUGUAGUUGGGACCAUUUAUAUGUUUAUGAUGGGGACUCAAUUUAUGCACCACUAAUUGCUGCCUUUAGUGGCCUGAUUGUUCCUGAAAGAGACGGCAAUGAGACUGUCCCUGAGGUUGUUGCCACAUCAGGUUAUGCCCUGCUGCAUUUUUUUAGUGAUGCUGCUUAUAAUUUGACUGGAUUUAAUAUCACUUACAAUUUUGACAUGUGUCCGAAUAAUUGCUCAGGCCGAGGAGAAUGUAAGAUCAGCAAUAGCAGCAACACUGCUCAGUGUGAAUGUUCUGAAAACUGGAAAGGUGAAGCAUGUGACAUUCCUCACUGUGUAAAUAACUGUGGUUUUCCUUAUCGAGGCAUCUGCAAUUCCAGUGAUGUCAGAGGAUGUUUCUGCUUCUCAGAGUGGCAGGGUCCUGGAUGUUCAAUUCCUGUACCAGCUAACCAGUCAUUUUGGACUCAAGAGGAAUAUUCUAACCCAAGGCUCCCCAGAGCCUCUCACAAAGCUGUGGUCAAUGGAAAUACAAUGUGGAUUGUUGGAGGAUAUAUGUUUAACCACUCAGAUUACAGCAUGGUUCUAGCGUAUGACCUUGCUUCUAGGGAGUGGCUUGCACUGAACCGUUCUGUGAACAAUGUGGUUAUUAGAUAUGGCCAUUCCUUAGCAUUAUACAAGGAUAAAAUUUACAUGUACGGAGGGAAAAUUGAUUCAACGGGGAAUGUGACCAAUGAGCUGAGGGUGUUUCAUAUUCACAAUGAAUCGUGGGUGUUGUUGGCUCCAAAAGCCAAGGAGCAGUAUGCAGUGGUUGGGCACUCAGCACACAUCGUCACGCUGAAGACGGGCCGGGUGGUCAUGCUGGUCAUCUUCGGGCACUGCCCUCUCUAUGGGUAUAUAAGCAGUAUACAGGAAUAUGACUUGGAUAAGAAUACGUGGAGUAUAUUACAUACCCAGGGUGCCCUUGUCCAAGGGGGUUAUGGCCAUAGCAGUGUCUAUGACCACAGGACCAGAGCAGUCUAUGUUCAUGGAGGCUACAAGGCUUUCAGCGCCAAUAAAUACCGGCUCGCAGAUGAUCUCUACAGAUACGAUGUGGACACCCAGAUGUGGACCAUUCUUAAGGACAGCCGAUUUUUCCGUUACUUGCACACAGCUGUGAUAGUGAGUGGAACCAUGCUGGUGUUUGGAGGAAACACACACAAUGACACAUCCAUGAGCCAUGGCGCCAAAUGCUUUUCUUCAGAUUUCAUGGCUUAUGACAUUGCUUGUGACCGCUGGUCAGUGCUUCCCAGACCUGAUCUGCACCAUGAUGUCAACAGAUUUGGCCACUCAGCAGUCCUACACAACAGCUCCAUGUAUGUGUUUGGUGGCUUCAAUAGUCUCCUCCUCAGUGACAUCCUGGUAUUUACCUCGGAACGGUGUGAAGCACACCAGAGUGAAGCUGCUUGUCUAGCAGCAGGACCUGGCAUCCGGUGUGUGUGGGACACAGGGUCAUCUCAGUGUAUUUCCUGGGAGUUAGCAACAGAAGCACAAGAAGAAAAGUUAAAAUCAGAAUGUUUUUCCAAAAGAACUCUUGACCAUGACAGAUGUGACCAACACACGGAUUGUUACAGCUGCACAGCCAACACCAAUGACUGCCACUGGUGCAACGACUAUUGUGUCCCUAAGAACCACAGCUGCACGGAAGGCCAGAUCUCCAUUUCCAAGUAUGAGAACUGCCCCAAGGAUAACCCCAUGUACUACUGUAACAAGAAGACCAGCUGCAGGAGCUGUGCCCUGGACCAGAACUGCCAGUGGGAGCCCCGCAAUCAGGAGUGCAUCGCCCUGCCUGAAAAUAUCUGUGGCAGUGGCUGGCAUUUGGUUGUGAACAUGUGUUUGAAAAUUUCUACUGCCAAGGAGACUUAUGACACCGCUAAAUUGUCCUGUAGGAACCACAAUGCCCUUUUGGCUUCUCUUACAACCCAGCAGAAGAUAGACUUUGUUCUUAAGCAGCUGCGAAUAAUGCAAUCAUCGCAGAGCAUGACCAAGCUGACCUUGACCCCAUGGGUUGGCCUUCGGAAGAUCAAUGUGUCCUACUGGUGCUGGGAAGAUAUGUCCGCAUUCACAAAUAGUUCGAUACAGUGGAUGCCGUUUGAGCCCAGUGAUGCUGGAUUCUGUGGAAUCUUAUCAGAACCCAGUACUCGGGGCCUGAAGGCUGCAACCUGCAUCAACCCACUCAAUGGUAGUGUCUGUGAAAAGCUGGCGAACCACAGCACCAAGCAGUGUCGGACACCGUGUGCCUUGAGGACGGCAUGUGGAGAGUGCACCAGUGGCAGCUCCGAGUGCAUGUGGUGCAGCAACAUGAAGCAGUGUGUGGACUCCAAUGCCUACGUGGCCUCCUUCCCUUAUGGCCAGUGUAUGGAGUGGUAUACCAUGAGCAGCUGUCCCCCUGAAAAUUGUUCAGGCUACUGUACCUGUAGUCAUUGCUUGGAGCAACCAGGCUGCGGCUGGUGUACUGAUCCCAGCAAUACUGGCAAAGGGAAAUGCAUAGAGGGCUCCUAUAAAGGACCAGUGAAGAUGCCUUCUCAGGCCCCUAUAGGAAAUUUCUACCCACAGCCCCUUCUCAAUUCCAGCAUGUGUCUGGAGGACAGCAGAUACAACUGGUCUUUCAUUCAUUGUCCAGCUUGCCAGUGCAAUGGCCACAGCAAAUGCAUUAAUCAGAGUAUCUGUGAGAAGUGUGAGAACCUGACCACGGGCAAGCACUGCGAGACCUGCAUAUCUGGCUUCUAUGGUGAUCCCACCAAUGGGGGGAAAUGUCAGUUAUGUAAGUGCAAUGGUCACGCGUCACUGUGCAAUACCAACUCGGGCAAGUGCUUCUGCACCACCAAGGGCGUCAAGGGGGACGAGUGCCAGCUUUGUGAAGUAGAAAAUCGAUACCAGGGAAACCCUCUCAAAGGAACAUGUUAUUAUACCCUUCUUAUUGACUAUCAGUUCACCUUUAGCCUGUCCCAGGAGGAUGACCGCUAUUACACAGCCAUCAAUUUUGUGGCUACACCUGAUGAACAAAACAGGGAUUUGGACAUGUUCAUCAAUGCCUCCAAAAACUUUAAUCUCAACAUCACCUGGGCCGCCAGUUUCUCAGCUGGAACCCAGGCUGGAGAAGAGAUGCCUGUUGUUUCGAAAACCAACAUUAAGGAGUACAAAGAUAGCUUCUCUAAUGAGAAGUUUGAUUUUCGCAACCACCAGAAUAUCACUUUCUUUGUUUAUGUCAGUAAUUUCACCUGGCCCAUCAAAAUUCAGAUUGCCUUCUCCCAGCACAGCAAUUUUAUGGACCUGGUACAGUUCUUCGUGACUUUUUUCAGUUGUUUCCUCUCUUUGCUCCUGGUGGCUGCUGUGGUUUGGAAGAUCAAACAAAGUUGUUGGGCCUCCAGGCGCAGAGAGCAACUUCUGCGAGAGAUGCAGCAGAUGGCCAGUCGUCCCUUUGCCUCUGUAAAUGUUGCCUUGGAAACAGAUGAAGAGCCUCCUGAUCUUAUUGGGGGAACUAUAAAGGCUGUUCCCAAACCCAUUGCCCUGGAGCCAUGUUUUUACUACAAAGCUGCUGUCCUGUCUGCAUUUGUGAGGCUCCCUCGAGGCCUUGGUGGAAUCCCUCCUCCCGGGCAGUCCGGUCUCGCAGUAGCCAGCGCCCUGGUGGACAUUUCUCAGCACCUGCCAGUGCUGUACAAAGAGAAGUUAGGAGCACUGAGAAACCGGAAGCAGCAGCCCCCUGCGCAGCCUGGGACCUGCAUUUGA